GCGCUGACGGUGGGGGCUGCCGGGGCGCCGGGGGCGGCGGGGCGGCGCGGCGGGCACCGGGCGCGGGCAGAGCUGCGGGCACCAGCGACACCGGUGUCGUCGUCGUUUGUCGUCGUCGCCACCGCCGCUGCUGCCGCCGCUGCCACCGCCACCAACGGGCGGAUCCGUGCUUUCUGCCGGAGCUUCUUUCGUCGCUUUACUUUCGCGGCCCGGAGCAGGGACAUUAUGCCGAAGAGAAAGUCUCCAGAGGGUGCUGAAGGCAAGGAUGCAGCAAAAGUAACUAAACAAGAGCCCACAAGACGAUCAGCAAGAUUGUCAGCUAAACCUGCUCCACCAAAACCUGAACCCAAACCAAGGAAAACCACAAAGAAGGAACCUGGAACAAAGGCCAACAAAGGUGCUAAAGGGAAGAAGGAUGAAAAGCAAGAAGCUGCAAAGGAAGGUACUACACCAUCUGAAAAUGGUGAAAAUAAAGCUGAAGAGAUUCGCAUCUCUCGCUCAACUGUUAGUGUUUCAACAUCCAGAGGUGCCCCACCCAGCACACUGUCAGUAAAAGGGCAGAUUGAAACAGUGAAAGUUAAGGGUACGGUAGAGCAUUCAGCAUGUGUGCAGUGAAUAGAAACAGAUAGUAGUGUGGUGCUUUUCAGUAUGAACCAUGGAUGCUGACAGGUAAGGCUUGUAUUGCUUUUGAGAAGCUGGGAGCAAUAAUUUGAGAAAAGUGUGUGAAUGUACCUGGUUUGGCUGUGUAAAUGUCAUCUGGACGUAGGUUUGAAACUGAGCUGCUGCCAAGAAGGAAUUGAAGGAGUAGGGGCAGUUUGGGUGUUUAGGUAUGCAAUGGCAAUUUGCUAUAGUAAUUAAUUCCUCUCUCUCUUC
Calypte anna (Anna's hummingbird) is the source of this 873-nucleotide messenger RNA. RefSeq names its product high mobility group nucleosomal binding domain 3 (gene HMGN3). Gene Ontology annotation, biological process: chromatin organization. Gene Ontology annotation, cellular component: nucleus; chromatin. Bases 226 to 615 code for a protein of 129 amino acids. The transcript has 6 exons. The record is from RefSeq and is a predicted model, not a curated record. Gene Ontology annotation, molecular function: nucleosomal DNA binding. NCBI's taxonomy places the organism in Eukaryota, Metazoa, Chordata, Aves, Apodiformes, Trochilidae.